Messenger RNA from Hydra vulgaris (swiftwater hydra), 2304 nucleotides. Its product is annotated as endosomal/lysosomal proton channel TMEM175. Gene Ontology annotation, molecular function: proton channel activity; potassium channel activity. NCBI's taxonomy places the organism in Eukaryota, Metazoa, Cnidaria, Hydrozoa, Anthoathecata, Hydridae. The record is from RefSeq and is a predicted model, not a curated record.
UUAUCAAUCUUUGUGAUAUUUUUUUUAGAUUUGAAAAAUCGCGCUUGUUUGUAUUGGUAAAUGUUAUAGCGCAGUUAAGAUCACGCUUCGUAACUUCUGCAUUUUUUUCUGAUCAAAGUAAGCAUGAGAAAUUACAAUAGCUAUAAAAAGUGUUUCAAGAAAUUUUCAAUAUCAAAAUAAAAUGAUCACGUGGACAGUCAUUUUCAAGAACGUUUACAACAAAAACAAAACAACAAAAAGAUUGAAAGAAAAAGUUGUUUAAAACGAUCGGUGUUGAGAACAGUUAAGAGUUAAUAGCGAAAUAAAAGUAUAAAUAAAACAAAGUAAAGAAAAGAUUAAUAAUUAAUAUAUCUGAAAUGGUACCAGAAAACAAAUCUCUUUCCGAAACUACAAACUCUACAAAUUUUGAUGAAAAUCUUGACGAAUCACUUAUACAGCAGAACAACUUAACAAAACCGGAACCUAAAAUAUUCUUACGUCUUUUUAAGAAACGUAAAGUUGUUUCAGAAGAUCAGAAUGAAGUUUCUAUGGCAUUAGUUAACUAUAAAAAUAAGUUAAAACAUCUGGAAGAACAUUAUGAUAUUCAUGUGAACGACAUAAUGCCUGAUUUACUUCAUCGCGGCGACAUCGUAUCGCCACAACGAAUGCUUGGUUAUGUUGAUGCUAUGAUGGCUACUUGUGCAACAUUUUUAGUAAUUCCAUUGAGAAAAAUAAAAGAUAUAAGCCCUAAUCACUUUUUAGGCGACCAUUUAUACGAAAAUCGAACGGAGUUUAUUAUGUUUUUACUUGGUUACUUAGUUGUAUUAACGAUAUGGGAAUCUAUCAAUAUAAGAUCGUUGCUCAUAAAAAGAGUUGACGACAUUCUGCUUUUUAUGACUAUGUUCACAAUGUUUCUAACCUCGCUGUUACCGUUUUCUUUGUCACUAGAAGGGCAUUAUCCUGGAGAAACAAUUUCUGUUUGGAUUACAUGCUCGUUACUGGCGCUAAUUGAGCUUACUGAUUUGUGUGUAUUAUUUUAUUCUAUGGAACAUCCCAGUGUUUUACACGUUGAAUUGCAUACUUGGACAAAAGCUGAACGACGCAGAUUUCGAAAUAUGCUAUGUUUACAAAACAUUUUUAAUAUUGUAUUUUUUAUUAUGGGCAGUUUAUUUAUUUUACUCAACCACGUAUUAGCUUGGGUAUUCAUUGCCAUGAUAAUUCUAAUGCCACCAUUUAAAAAACUGUUUUUUUAUGUCAGACGUCAUACAAUAUCACAAACAAAAAUAGAAAAAUCUCCGUUCUUUUUUCAUUUCACAAAAGGAAAUAUUUCAAUAGAACGCGUCACUGCCAUGAGUGACGCUGCCUUUGCAAUAAUUGCUUGCAUUUUAAUUCUUGACAUUACAAUUGAUGAAUUUCCUACUUAUCAAAACGUUUUAAAUCACGGUUUGACGUAUGAAUUAAUGCAUAUGAAAAAAGAUUUUUUUAUUUACUUUGGAAUAUUUGCAAUUAUUUCAAUUUUAUGGUAUUCAAACCAUGGUGUCUUGCAUUUGUUUAAGUCGACAAAUGUCAUAAUAGUUUAUCUGCAAAAGAUUUCACUUGCUUUAGCAUGUUUAACACCACUUGCUGGAAACAUGGUCGUUGUUUACGCCACUAAUCAAAAUCGUGAUGCCAAAAAAAGCAUUCUUGUUACCUCUUUGGUAAUUUUUUUUUCAAGUACUUUUAAUCUUAUAAUUUUAAUAUACGGCUUGUACACUAAAGAAAAAUAUUUACAUUGUUGGGCGGUUGGUAAUAUGAAAAAAAACAAAUACCAACAAAUAUAUACUGUCUUAAAAGCAUCUAAUUUUCCAUUCUGGUCCUUUUUGUGCACUUUAGGAUCACGUAUGCCAGUGUCUGUAAUUUUUUACAUUAUGUGCGGUUGCUUUUGUUGUUCUAUCGCAACUUUUAUUGGUUUAAAGCUGAUUUUUGAUAGACUCAUUGGUAAAAAAAAAUUUCUUUUGCGAAAAAUUACUGACCCAAAGAUCCCUAAAAAUUCAGAAGAUAUUCCAACAAAUAGCGAAAAUGCUAAAAAUGAAGAUUAGUUAAAGCACUGAAAUAAAAUGAUAACCUAAAUUGAAUGAAGUGAACGAAAUUGAUAACCCAAUUUGAAUUCAUUUUUCAAAUUAGGAAAUAAAAUUCCUAACUUGAGUAUAUUUGAUAUAUUUUAAACAAUAUAUCUUGAACUUUAACGAUAUAAUUUUUUAUAUUAUUUAAACAAAAAAAGUUUUUCUAUUGUUUUUUUAUCUGUUCUUUUUAUUUAUUAAAAAAGAAUUUUAUUAUGACCUAAAA